GACUUGUCAAAGUUUGAUGUUUCAUAUUUUUAUAAUGUAUGUUGACUUUUCGAGGAAAAUUUAUUUUAUGGUCUGAUUAUAAGACAAGAGAUUUCUCUCGAAUUCCAAAAUGAAUCCCUUAACUAACAUGAAAAAUGUUCUCAAGUUAAGUGAACAAGAAUUGAGAACAAAAAAUAAAACUUCUUGGCAUGAUCAGUACAAAGACAGUGCUUGGAUAUUCGUUGGAGGGCUUCCUUAUGAUCUCAGUGAAGGUGAUAUAAUAUGUAUAUUUUCCCAGUAUGGCGAAGUUGUGAAUGUAAAUCUCAUUAGAGAUAAAGACACUGGAAAGCCCAAAGGAUUUUGCUUUCUCUGCUAUGAAGAUCAGAGAUCAACAGUUUUAGCUGUGGACAAUUUCAAUGGUAUUAAAAUACUGGGUCGAAUCAUUCGUGUUGAUCAUGUUGCUGAUUAUAAGGUACCUAAAGAGGGAAAGAAAACGGAUGAAGUGACUAAAAAUUUAUAUUCUGAAGGUUGUGCGCCAAAACCUGUUCCCGUUAGGAAAACUCCUCCAAAAGAUUUGAGGGUGACUAUUGAAGAUCAAAUUGAAUCUGACAUAAAACUACCGCAAAGACUGCCUAUUUAUCCCAUCAAACAAGAAAAAAUUGAUGACAAGGAAAUAAAGAAAGAGAAAGACGAUGAAGGCAAAUCAGACAGAAAAAAGAAUAAAAAGUCAAAGAAGAAGAAGAAGAAAAGAGAUGAGAGUACCUCAGAUGAAGAAAGUUUUAGCAAAUCAAAGAAACAUAGAGAAAAUAGUUCUGAUGAAAGACAACACAAGAAGUCAAGCAAACAUAGACAUAAUAGUAGUUCAGAUGAAAGUUACACAAAAUCGGAAAAGCGAAAACUAUAUAAGACUGAAAAAUUAGAUCGUCACAAUAUGAAUGAUAGAUCAGAAAGGAGAUACUCCUCCUCUCAUCAUAAAAAAACUUAGUUUGUAAAGUUUUUCUUCACAGAAACUAUACUUAAUUGGACAGUUGGGUAAAUUAAAAUUUCACAAUUUUCAA
Messenger RNA from Leptinotarsa decemlineata (Colorado potato beetle), 1037 nucleotides. Its product is annotated as RNA-binding motif protein, X-linked 2. Gene Ontology annotation, molecular function: RNA binding. Gene Ontology annotation, cellular component: precatalytic spliceosome; catalytic step 2 spliceosome; U2 snRNP. NCBI's taxonomy places the organism in Eukaryota, Metazoa, Arthropoda, Insecta, Coleoptera, Chrysomelidae. Gene Ontology annotation, biological process: mRNA splicing, via spliceosome. The record is from RefSeq and is a predicted model, not a curated record.